AUGAUUUCGAAUCCAAGUCUAUUGUCCUACACUUGCAUUGCGAAAGGAAGCGUGGUUUUAGCCGAGUUCGCUUCAAAGGAGGAGCCAGGAAUCGAAGAUGUAGCUUUGAGAUGCAUCGAGAACACGCCUCCACACCAUUCAAUGUUCUCUCACACAGUUCGCAAGAAGACCUACACAUUCGCGAUCGACGACGAUUUGUUUGUUUAUUUCGCGAUUUCGAACGAAAGCAUGGAGAAACCGGAAUCCUUCUGGGUAUUGAAUCGGCUGAGAUCGGCGAUCGAAGAUCUGACCAGACUCGGCGGAUCCGAUGCGGAGACGUUGAUGAAUCCUGCUCCGCAUUGUCUCCAGUCAAAGCUCGAUCCAGUUUUCGCGGAGAUCGUUGGUGUGGUCGAUGUGGAUUUGGAAUUGGACAUGGAUUUGGUUGGAUCGCCGAGGAGCGUGGCGAGGGAGAGUCGAAACCCGAGCAUCGAUUCGUCUAAAGGAAGAAGAGCCGCGUUGAUGCCGCUUUUGGGGAAGCCGUUGAAGGCGUUGAAGAAGAAGAAGAGGGAAGCAAAAGGGGAAGAUUCUGGUGACGUCCCCACGAUCAAGGAGACUUCGGAGAAGAAGGUGGAUUUCUGCGGGAAUGGGAGCAGUGGAGUCUUACGCAAGGAACUGAGAAAUGGUUUGUUAACAGAUCUUCAUCACAGUCAAAAGGCGAAACAGAUGUGGAAGAAACAUGUUUGGGUGGUAUUGAUGUUCGAUUUCUGCAUCUGUGCUGUUCUAUUCGGAAUCUGGCUAUGGGUUUGUGAAGGGUUUCAAUGCAUCGAUGGGUAA
Molecule: messenger RNA, 813 nt
Organism: Thlaspi arvense
Lineage: Eukaryota; Viridiplantae; Streptophyta; Magnoliopsida; Brassicales; Brassicaceae
Source: the annotation of a GenBank genome assembly